Motacilla alba alba is the source of this 3940-nucleotide messenger RNA. It is a transcript of the gene ZMIZ2, whose product is annotated as zinc finger MIZ-type containing 2. The transcript has 18 exons. NCBI's taxonomy places the organism in Eukaryota, Metazoa, Chordata, Aves, Passeriformes, Motacillidae. Gene Ontology annotation, biological process: protein sumoylation; regulation of transcription by RNA polymerase II. The record is from RefSeq and is a predicted model, not a curated record. Gene Ontology annotation, molecular function: zinc ion binding; SUMO ligase activity. The coding region runs from base 383 to 3607 and encodes 1074 amino acids.
CCCAUGGCCCCUCAGACCCCUGGAAUGUCUGCUCCCUGGGCUCUUCUCUGGGGGUGUCCCAUACCCCCCAAGAGGGGCUGGUCCCCACAGCUCUUUUGUGGGGGUGUCCAGUGCAGUGAGUCAGGUUCUUCCCAGUUCUUCUCAGUCUUGGACUUGCCCUUGUGCAGCCACUGCCUCUUGGAGGAAGGAGAUAGGGCCGGCAGGUGUAAGAGGGCUGUGCCCAUGUCUCAGCUUUGCCUGUCCCCGGGGAGCAUGUUUUUCCCGCCUGCGUCUGCACCAUCCCCCAGCUCUGAGCCCCCAUGGGGACAGACGGGGCUGGUGCCGGGGGCCGUGUCCUCUCAUUGGAGAUCCUAAGUGGGGUGCGAGGGAGGUGACCUCCCGAAUGCGGCUCCUUGGCAUCUCCCGAGCCCACCGCGUCCUCCCACGGGACGUCCUUGGGGGGUGCGGGUGGCGGGGACAGCCGCAGCUGGGACUGGCUGUCGGUGUCCCCAGCACGCAUCGCCGCUUUUCGGUGCGACGCGGCUCCUUCGGCUGCGGUGGGGAGCUCGGGGGGUGCGCGUGCCACACCCGUGGCUGCGCUGUCACGCACCGGGUCGCACCCGGUGCCACCGCGCACCGUCCGCACGCGCACACCGGCGCCAGCUACGCCGUGCCCGCGCCUCCCGCGGGCUGCCCUCGGGGCCGCGCUUCCCCCCCUCCACCCGCUGCCCGGACCCUUCCUCGGCGCUCGGCUACCCGCGCCUGGCCGGGCGGGGGCGGGGCCUGCAUGCUGAUGAGCGCGCGGCCCCAUUGUGCGCGGCGGCGGCCCGGCCCCGCCCCUGGGCCCCGCCCCCCGCGGAGCUGCGGCCGCGCGCGGCUGAAGAUCCCGCGCAGCCUCCGCGCAGCCGCGCGCGCCCCGCGCCGCCAGGGCCAUCUUGGGCCGCCGCCGCGUGAUGGUUCAUUUGCAUACGAGACUGUUCCUUGGCAACCAAGCACCAAUCAGCCGCCGGGAUCCCUCUCCGUGGUAACCACUGUCUGGGGUGUCAGCAACCCCUCCCAGAGCCAGGUUUUUGGCAGCCCCAUGGGCCCUGGGGGAAACAGCUCCAGCACCCCACUGCUGCCUGGCAUGGCAGGCACCAGCUCGGGCAUGAGCUCACCGCCGUUCCUGCCACAGCAGCCCUUCACUGAGGGGGCGCCAGGGAAGGGCUAUGUGCAGCCAAGCGUCUAUGGGCGCAACACCUACCCCAGCGGGCCAGGCUUCACUGCCAGCUACAAUGGUGGCCCGAGUGGCCCCGGAGGGAUGGGGCUCCCAUCGCACGCCAGCCGGGCCACUGCUGAUUUCACCCAGGCAGCAGCAGCUGCUGCUGUGGCUGCUGCUGCUGCCACAGCCACGGCCACAGCCACGGCGACGGUGGCUGCACUGCAGGAGAAACAGAGCCAGGAGCUGAGCCAGUACGGUGCGAUGGGCACAGGGCAGUCUUUCAGCAGCCAGUUCCUGCCCCAUGCUGGACCCCGUGGCCCCAACAGCAUGAGCCCAGCUGGCAUGGCAGGUGUUGUGGCCCCCUCUGGUGUCUCCCCUGUGAGCAUGAGCCCAGUGCGGGCGCCCGGGACUGGCCCCCUCUAUGGUGGGCAGCGAGUGCCUCAGCACACCUACCCUGGACCUCCCCAGAGCCAGCAGCUGCCCCGCCAGGGCCUCAAGCGGGCAUACUCCAAUGAGGGGUACCCGACACAGCAGUACCUCCAGGGCGGGCAGUACGCCACAGCUGGUGCCCAGUAUGCCCCCAGCGCCCCCCAGUCCUCCGCGCCGUCCCCCUCAUACCCUGGCCACAGGCUGCAGCAGAGCGUGGGCCAGUACCUCUCCGCUUCAGGCAGUGCUGCAUCCUAUUACAAGCCAGCUGACCAGUUCAAUGGGCAGAGCACCAGCUUCAGCACCUACAGCCAAGCAGCCAUCAAUGGGCCGGGCCGGUCACUGCCGGGGUACCCCAGCUCGCCGCUGGCCGGGAACCCCACGCCGCCCAUGACACCAGGCAGUGGCAUCCCCGCCUACGCGUCCCCUGGUCAGGAUGUCAAGUCGCCCUUCCUGGCGGACAUGAAGCCCAGCGUUGCCCCCCUGCACCCGUCCCCUUCAGGGCCGGCCCCCGGCGAGGAGUUGCGACUGACCUUCCCGGUGCGGGACGGCGUGGUGUUGGAGCCCUUCCGCCUGCAGCACAACCUGGCUGUCAGCAACCACGUCUUCCAGCUCCGUGACUCUGUCUACAAGACCCUCAUGAUGAGGCCUGACCUGGAGCUGCAGUUCAAGUGCUACCACCACGAAGACCGGCAGAUGAACACCAACUGGCCGGCCUCCGUGCAGGUGAGCGUCAACGCCACGCCGCUCACCAUUGAGCGUGGUGACAACAAGACCUCCCACAAGCCACUCUACCUGAAGCACGUCUGCCAGCCCGGCAGAAACACUAUCCAGAUCACUGUCACCGCCUGCUGCUGUUCCCACCUGUUCGUCCUGCAGCUGGUGCAUCGGCCCUCGGUGCGCUCGGUGCUGCAGGGGCUCAUCAAGAAGCGCCUGCUGCCCGCUGAGCACUGCAUCACCAAAAUCAAGCGCAACUUCAGCAGUGGGACCAUCCCGGGGACACCGGGGCCCAAUGGUGAGGACGGUGUGGAGCAGACGGCCAUCAAGGUGUCCCUCAAGUGCCCUAUCACCUUCCGGAGGAUCCAGCUUCCAGCCAGGGGUCACGACUGCCGGCACAUACAGUGCUUUGACCUGGAGUCAUACCUGCAGCUCAACUGCGAGAGGGGGACAUGGCGGUGUCCUGUCUGCAAUAAGACGGCCCUGCUGGAGGGGCUGGAGGUUGACCAGUACAUGCUGGGCAUCCUGAUCUACAUCCAGAAUUCAGAGCAUGAGGAGAUCACCAUCGACCCAACCUGCAGCUGGAAACCCGUCCCUAUCAAACCUGAUGUCCACAUCAAGGAGGAGCCGGAGGGGCCGGCGCUGAAGCGGUGCCGGACACUCAGUCCUGCGCACAUGGUGCUGCCCAACAUCAUGGAGAUGAUUGCAGCCCUGGGGCCUGGCUCUGUGCCCUUCCCAACAUUGUCACAACCUCCAGCGGGGGCUGCCACCGACUACAGCACCCCGGGUUCCAGCUUUCUGGGUCCUGGGGGCUUCCCAGAGCCUUUUGCUGCCCCGGGUGUCCCUGGCCCCUCAACGCUGAGCGACUUCACACCAGGCCCCUCCUCCAUCUCCUACCAGCCCAACAUCCCAGGCAGCCUUCUGGCCCCUGAGAAGCCUCCUGUGCCCCCUCUGCCUGCACAGCUUCCCCCACCGGGACGAAUGGAGCCGUCCCACCCCGCAGUGCAGACGGGGCUGCACAGCACUCCCUCGGGCAGCCAGCCCAGCUCCACGCUGCACUCCCGGAGCGCAGCGGCGCGGCAGCCCCUGGGACCCCCGGCCCACACUGCCGACCUCGUCUUCCCCCCCGCACCCAGCAUGGCCGCGGCGGGCGAUGGCUCGGAGGCUGCCCUCGACCUCCUGCCCGAGCUGACGAAUCCUGACGAGCUGCUCUCCUACCUGGGGCCCCCCGACCUCCCCAGCAGCAGCAACGAUGACCUCCUCUCUCUCUUCGAGAAUAACUGAGCCAUCCUCGCCCCCCUCCCGGGGCUGGGGGGCAGCACUGUGUGCCCCUGCCCGCUGCAGAGCUGGGACCCCCCACAGGGGGGGUUUCUCAAAGGGCUGCGAUGGGACAGAGGGGCUGAGCCCCCCCAGAAGCACAAGGCUGUACAUAGUGUAGAAACACUACUGCUCCCCGAGAGUCCCCAUAUUUAAAGGCAAGUGUGUCACUGCGGGGCUGCCCGUGCCCCCCAUCAAUGUGCAAAUGCUGCUGCCCCUUAUACCGCACGGGUCUGGUGUGGGGUGCGGAGCUCAGCUCCCACUGCCCCCGCGCCCAGCUGCCCUGUAUGUCCCCGAUGG